Messenger RNA from Hemiscyllium ocellatum (epaulette shark), 8497 nucleotides. Its product is annotated as fructose-bisphosphate aldolase B-like. NCBI's taxonomy places the organism in Eukaryota, Metazoa, Chordata, Chondrichthyes, Orectolobiformes, Hemiscylliidae. Bases 153 to 1247 code for a protein of 364 amino acids. Gene Ontology annotation, biological process: fructose 1,6-bisphosphate metabolic process; glycolytic process. Gene Ontology annotation, molecular function: fructose-1-phosphate aldolase activity; fructose-bisphosphate aldolase activity. The record is from RefSeq and is a predicted model, not a curated record. The transcript has 9 exons. Gene Ontology annotation, cellular component: cytosol.
GUGCCGUGUCUCUCACGUUAAAGUUUAACCCACUCACUCAAGUUACACACGAGCAAGUCGCUGGUCAAGAUACAGUUGUCUCUCUCGCAGGCACCAAGUCAGGACAGCCAGUGAACCCCGUAGUGGGAGAGAUUAACACCCAGAGCUUUACCAUGACCCACCAGUUUAUUUCCCUGACUCCGGAACAGAAAGCGGAACUCGCCAAUGUCGCUCAGAGGAUCGUUGCUUCGGGAAAGGGAAUCCUCGCAGCCGAUGAAUCCGUCGGCACCAUGGGAAAGCGUCUGAAGAACAUUAACGUGGAGAACACGGAGGAGAAUCGCAGGUUUUUCCGGCAGGUUCUGUUCACCGUGGACAGCGAGGUCAGCGAAUGCAUCGGGGGGAUCAUAUUCUUCCACGAGACCCUGUACCAGAAAACCGACGAUGGCACCCCGUUUCCUGAACUAGUCAAGGAGAAAGGCAUUGCUGUUGGGAUUAAGGUUGAUAAGGGAGUGGUGCCAUUGGCUGGCACAGACGGAGAGACAGUAACUCAAGGGUUGGACGGACUCGCUGAGCGCUGUGCCCAGUACAAGAAAGAUGGCGCGGUGUUCGCCAAGUGGCGGAGCGUGCUGCGGAUCACCGACAAGGCGCCGUCGACGCUGGCCAUUGAGGAGAAUGCCUGGGUUCUGGCGCGUUACGCCAGCAUCUGCCAGCAGCAAGGCCUGGUGCCCAUCGUGGAGCCGGAGAUCCUGACUGACGGGAGCCACGACCUUCAGCGGUGCCAGUAUCUGACCGAGAAGGUCCUCGCUGCCUGUUAUAAGGCUCUCAAUGAUCACCAUGUCUACCUGGAGGGGACCCUGCUCAAACCCAACAUGGUGACCGCUGGACACUGCUGUACCAGGAAGUUCAGUCCAGAGGAGGUUGGCAUGGCAACCGUCACUGCUUUGCGCCGCACUGUCCCCCCGGCUGUGCCAGGUAUCUGUUUCCUAUCCGGAGGUCAGAGUGAGGAGGAGGCCUCUGUUAACCUCAAUGCCAUUAACCUGUGCCCCCUGCGGAAACCCUGGAAACUGAGCUUUUCCUUUGGCCGGGCCCUGCAGGCUUCGGCCCUCAUCGCCUGGUCUGGCAAAGAGGACAACGCAGAGUUGGCGCAAGAGGCCUAUGCCAAGAGAGCCAAGAUUAACGGCUUGGCGUCUAAAGGUGAAUAUACCCCAUCAGGAGAUACCAAUAUCGCUGCUAACUACUCACUCUACACUGAGAACUACAGUUACUGAUGGCCCAGCAUGGGAACUUCGUGUCCUUUCCUGCAUCUCACCCUUUGUCCCCUGCCCAGUGAUGAUGGACCCCACCCCUCCCUCUUUCUCUGCCCUCAAUUGCAGUGUGCGAACCCUGGGUUGUUAAAUUUCCCACCAAUCAGCCCCCUCCCCGAUGCUCGUCCCUCAUCCUGAUCCCCUGCUACCCCUCGACGUGUCCCAGGAUCGGGACCGCCAGAGUUUCCCAUCUUUCCCCCCACCCCACCCUCCACCAUGUGCAUGUGAGUUCAGACCCCGAAACCUCUCCCCCAUCUCCUUUGUUGUCCUUCUGUCCUUAAAGAGGAAUCAGAUAGUUGCUGGAGAUCUAAUUGACAAAUAAGGCAAAUGAUAAAACUGCAUGCCUCUGUUUGUGCGCGUGUGUGUGUGUGUGUGUGUGUGUGUGUGUGUGUGUGUGUGUGUGUGUGUUUGCAUCUUUUAUUUAACUCUCUCAGGAAAGGAUUGCCUCCUACUGUCCAGGCUCAUGUCCCAUGAAGCUUGGAUUUCCAUUCAACAAAGCGCUGUCUGGAUAAUGUGCUGCUCUUCUUUGCCUAAGUAAUGGAGUUAAAACUCACACAACACCAGGAUUACAUUCCAACAGGUUUAUUUGGGAACACUAGCUUUCAGAGCACUGCUCCUUCAUCAGGUGGUUGUAGAGUAGAAAAUCAUAAGACACAGAAUUUAUAGCAAAAGGGUCACGGAGCUGUAACGAUAUAUUAAGCAAAUUCAGAUGAAGGCUUUCACCUUUUAGAAUGGGAUAUGCUAGUUCCAGUUCUUUAAUUUGUAAAUCCCAGAACUCCCAGUAAUUGAUCAAGGAACAUGGAUCUUUGAAAGGCGUUCGAACACACCAGUAAAAGUAAGCCAUUCAGUCCAUCAAACCUGUUCCCACUGUUUCUGGCUGAUCUGGAUUUAACCUCAACCCUACCUUCCUGCACCCCCCCACCGCUCCCUGAUCAUUUUCCAUUGCCAUUGUCCAUAGUCUAUCUAUCCAUCUUUAAAAUAUUGAAAGUUUCUGCGCCCACUGCCUACAGGGGAACGGAAUUCCAAAGAUCCACAACCUCUGAAACUGAAAAUGGUUUCUCAUCUCAAAUAGAUGCCCCUUAUUUUUAAAUGAUGACCCCCCACGAUUAAUCCUCCCACAAUCCUUUCCACACCCGCCUGGUCACAUCCCCUCAGGAUCCCAUACGUUUUAGUUCGGUCAGGCCUCUGACACUUCUAGACCCCACAAUACAUCAUUCUAACCCGUCUGUCCUUUCCUCACUGCAGUCUAGUCCGCCUUCUCUGAACUGCUUCCAUUGCACUAACAUGGGCGGCACGGUGGCUCAGUGGUUAGCACUGCUGCCUCACAGCAGGCAGGGUCCUGGGUUUGAUUCCCACCUGUCUGUGUGGAGUUUGCACAUUCUCCCCGUGUCUGCGUGAGUUUCCUCCGGGUGCUCCGGUUUCCUUCCACAAUCCAAAGAUGCGCAGGUCAGGUGAAUUGGCCAUGCUGGAUUGCCCACAGUAUUCAUUCCUGAUGAAGGGCUUAUGCUCGAAACGUCGAAUUCUCUAUUCCUGAGAUGCUGCCUGGCCUGCUGUGCUUUGACCAGCAACACAUUUGCAGCUGUGAUCUCCAGCAUCUGCAGACCUCAUUUUUUACUUGCCCACAGUAUUAGUCAGGGGUAAAUCUAGGGUAGGGGAAUGGGUUUGGGUGGGUUUCUCUUUGGAGGGGCAGUGUGGACUUGUUGGGCCGAAAGGCCUGUUUCCACACUGUAGAGAAUCUAAUCUAAUCCUCCCAUAGUAUCCGGUACUGUCCAAAUUACUCCAGAUUAAGUAUAUUAGUUUGGAGGGAGAUGGGCCAGGAGCAGGCAGUUGGGACUAGUUUAGUUUGGGAUUGUAUUCGAUAUGGCUUGGUUGGACCGAAGGAUCUGUCUCUGUUCCCUAUGACUCUAUGCGGUCUCACCAACACCAUGUAUAACUGAAGUAUAACCUCCUGACUCAUUCAAUUCCUCUCCUAUUAAAACAUAAUUCUAUUUGUUCUGAUUAGUCACUUUACCAGCACACUCACUUUCUGUGAUUCAACCCACUCGGAUGCCCGUAUCUGUCUGCAUCUCAGAGCUCUCAGUAAUUAAACAAUAUGCUGCUUUUUUAAAAUUAUUUCUAUAAAAAUGGACAAUUUGAUACUUUCCCACAUUGAAUGCCAUUUGCCAGAUCUUUUCCCACUUAGUCAAACUAUCUCUAUUGCUCUGUAGGCUUUCUUAUAUUCUAGAACAUAGAACAUAGAACAAUACAGCACAGAACAGGCCCUUCGGCCCACAAUGUUGUGCCGAACAUCUAUCCUAGAUUAAGCACCCAUCCAUGUACCUAUCCAAUUGCCGGUUAAAGAUCGUCAAUGAUUCUGACUCUACCACUGCCACGGGCAGCGCAUUCCAUGCCCCCACCACUCUCUGGGUAAAGAACCCACCCCUGACAUCUCCCCUAUACCUUCCACCCUUCACCUUAAAUUUAUGUCGCCUUGUAAUACUCUGUUGUACCCGGGGAAAAAGUUUCUGACAUCUAUUCCUCUGAUCAUCUUAUAAACCUCUAUCAAGUCACCCCUCAUCCUUCACCGUUCCAACGAGAAAAGGCCGAGAACUCUCAACCUGUCCUCGUAUGACCUAUUCUCCAUUCCAGGCAACAUCCUGGUAAACCUUCUCUGCACCCUCUCCAAAGCUUCCACAUCUUUCCUAAAGUGAGGCGACCAGAACUGCACACAGUACUCCAAAUGUGGCCUAACCAAAGUCCUGUACAGCUGCAACAUCACUUCACGACUCUUGAAUUCAAUCCCUCUGCUAAUGAACGCUAAUACACCAUAGGCCUUCUUACAAUUCUCUUCACAAUUUAGUUUCCCAUCUAUCACCUUUCUUGCCUUCGGGCUGGAUGGUGGCUCAGUGGUUAGCACUGCUGCCUCACAGCGCCAGGGAUCCCAGGUUCAAUUCUACCCUUGGGCAACUGUGUGGAGUUUGCACAUUCUCCUCUCGUGUCUGUGUGGGUUUCCUCUGGGUGCUCCAGUUUCCUCCCACUGUCCCAAGAUCUGUGUCACUCAGCUGUCCAGCCAACUGAGCUACAGAUGCUUUAGGAGGAUAGUGUCAAAAUUCAAAAGGACAGCGUGGACAAAAGCAGAUGGAAGUUCAAUGUGAGGAAAUAUGAAGCGAUUGAACUAAAGAGAGGCAGAUCAAAGUAAAGAGUCUGCUUCCAAAGGGUUUGUAGGUGUGGGAGGAUUUUGAUAAGUCAGUAACAAGACAGUUAAUGAAGGUUAGGGAAUAGUUGAUUUGAUAUGGUCAUGUACCGAGAUAGAGCGAAAAGUAUUGUUCUGCGUGCUCUCCAGACACAUUGUACCUUAUGUAAGCACAUCAGGGUAAUGGAACAGAAUACAAAAUAUAGUGUAUAGUAUAGAGAAAGGUGCAGAGGAAGAUUAACUGUAAUUUACGAAGAAUCAGUUCAUAUAUCUUAAUAGUGGGUAAGAAGCUGUUCUUGAAUCUGUUGGUAAGUGUUUUCAAAUGUUUAUACCUUCUGCCUGGUUGAAGAGAGGGUAACCUCGGUGUGGAGGGAUCUUUGAUGAUGUUGGCCUUGACAUUUAUUGGUGUUACUAUCAUUGAAUCCCCCACCAUCAACAUCUUUGGGGUUAUCGUUGACCAGGAACUCAACUGGACUCACAAUGUAAAUGCAGUGGCUACAAGAGCAGGUCAGAGGCUAGGAAUGCUGUGACGAGUAACUCACCUCCAGACUCCACAAAGCCCGUCCACCAUCUACAAGGCACAAGUCAGGAGUGUGAUGGAAUACUCCCCACUUGCCUGUUUGGCUGCAGCUCCAACAACACUCAAAAGGCAAAGCAGGCCCUCACUUGUUUGGCACCACAUCGACAAGCAUCCAAUCCCUCUAGAAGGGGCAGCAGUGUGUAUCAUCUACAAGAUACACUGCAGAAAUUGACCAACAACUCCUUCCAAACCCAUAACCACUUCCACCAAGAAGGAUAAGGGCAACAGAUCCAUACUACCAACUUCAAGUUCCCCUCCAAGCCACUCACCAUCACGACUUGGAAAUAUACUGCCAUUCAUUCACUGUUGCUCGGUCAAUAUCCUCGAGUUCCCUCCCUCCUUGGGUCUACCUACAGUAGGUGAACUGCAGCAGUUCAAGAGGGCAGCUCACCACCGCCUCAAGGGCAACUAGGCACAGGCAAUCAAUGCUUGCCCAGCUAACGAUGUCCACAUCCCCACAAAUAAAUUUUAAAGAAUAAAUUGGACAGAGUUCAGAAGGGAUUUACCAGCAUGUUAUCAGGAAUGGAGGGCUGUGUUGUACGAGAGGCUGGAUAGGCGAGGAAUUUGUUCACUGGAAUGCAGGAGGCUGAAGGGUGACCUUAUCAAGGUUGAUAAAAUCAAAAGGGGCACAGGUAAGGGUCAUGACAAGGGUCUUUUCCUGAAGGAGUGGAAAUUCCAAACUAAAGGUCAUUUUUAAGGUGACAGGAGAAAGACUUAAAACAGACGUGAGGGUCAGUCAGCUCUUGCUCUUCUGGCCCUCCCUGCUUGUUGAUGAAAUUGGGCCUGUACCAUGAGGUGGCAGCCAUAUUGGUGUUAUAUCACGGACCGCCGCUGACAUCCAUUGUAUUAAUGCUGAAUCACCAACACCAAUUGACCAAUGGAGGCAACUUGGGGUUUUCGGUCACAGUCGAUGGAAGGGAAAGUCUCACUGGCUGGAAGCUGAGAAAAAUACAUAAAAGCUGUGAUUCGCAUCAUGUUGAGGAACUGUUUGUUGGCAAAGAGAUUUUCCCAGAGUGCAAUUUGGACAUUAUCAGAAAUAGGGCUGAUCUCAGCCCAGGGGAAUUGUGGGAACUGUGGCCACCAUGGCUACAUCAGCACUAACUGAUUGAACCAAUGACAAAUAAGUAAAUUACAACCAACUGACUGAGCUGAACAGAUUGUGUAGGAACAGGAGUAGGCAUUUGGCCCUUUGAUCUUAACUCCAACCUUUCAAUCAGAUCAUAUGGGAGGCUCAAGUGGCACAUUUGUAGUGUCCCCACUUCUCAGCCCGGAGACCUGGGUUCAAGUCCCACCUGCUCCAGAGGAGUGUAAUAGCAUCUCUGAAUAGGUUGAUGAGGAAAAAAAAAUCUAAGAUCAUGGCUAAUCUGUCUGUGUUCUGAAUUCCAUAAUUCCACUUGACCCGAAAAAUCUUACACUCGCCCAAUCUAUCAGCUCCGUCUUAAAGAUAUUUAAUGAUCGCACUAAGACAGAAGAUUUCAAAGUCAUACAAUAUUCGGAGAGGGAAAAAAAAGCCCCUCUAUUCUGAAAGGGCUACCUCUAAUUACAAAACAGUGUCCCCUAGCUCAUGUCAUUGGAAGCAUCCUUUCCAUGUUCAGCUGGUCAAGCCCACCCAGGAUUUUACACACUUCAAUCGAUUCACUCCCACCUCCAGCAAAAACAAGGGCUGCCUGUAAAAUUGUUCUUCACAAGGUAAUUCAUUCAUCCCAGAUAUCAAUCAACUGAACACUCCCUGAACCACCUCCAAUGCAUUGACUUCCUUCCUUUCAGGAGAACCAAACCACAGACAGCAUCCAAGAUGUGAUCCCCUGUAGGAUCAACUCCAAUGUUCUGCAAUAAUCUUUCAUGUGGCAUCUUAUGACUCCUGGAAUCCAAAUAUAAUGCCUCAAUGGGCUCCCCUUUAUCAACAGCGCAUAUUACUCAUUCAAAGAAUUCUGGGUAGUUAACUAAAAAUAAUCUCCACUUCAAAAAUUCCGGCUGAUUCUUCCCAAUUUUACCAAUGAGAUUCUCAAUCAGGAUUGAUUCUAACAACUUCCCCAUAACAGUCACUAGGCUAACUGACCUACAUUUCCUGCUUUCUGUACCUUUUCCUUCUUCAAUAGAAUAUCCAUAUCUGCUAUUUUGCAACAUCAUUGAACCUUUCUAGAUUUGUUUCUGAAUUUUGGACUAUUGAUCCCAACACAUCUACAAUCUCUUGAGUGAGCCACUUGGGAACAUACAGGUGUACAGCACGGAUACAGACCCUUCAGUCCAACUCGUCUGUGUUGAAAAGACAUCUUAAAUUAAGCUAGUCCUGUUUGCCAGAGUUUGGACCAUAUCCCUUUAAACCUUUCUUAUUCAUGGCUCCAUCCAGAUGCCUUUUCAAUGUUCUUUUAAGAAGUUCUAUUUGUUAGUUAGAGCUCCAAUUUCUAAUUGACUAUGACUUUGAGUGAGUCAUCACUGAUGGACUAAAUCAUCACCAACUCACACACAGUUACAGCAUCAUGGCCCCCUCCUGGGGACUGUACAUGUAACACACAGACACACACAGCAUCAUGCCCUCUGCCGGGGACUGUACAUGUAACACACAGACACACACAGCAUCAGGCCCCUCUGCUGGGCACUGUACAUGUUACACAGGGAUACACACAGCAUCAAGCCCCUCUGCUGGGGACUGUACAUGUUGCACACAGACACACACAGCAUCAUGCCCUCUGCUGGGCACUGUUCAUGUAACACACAGACACACACAGCAUCAGGCCCCUCUGCUGGGGAUUGUACAUGUUACACAGGGACACACACAGCAUCAGGCCCCUCUGCUGGGGACUGUACAUGUUGCACACAGACACACAGCAUCAUGCCCUCUGCCAGGGACUGUACAUAUAACACACAGACACAGACAGCAGCGUGCCUCUCUGCUGGGGAUUGUACAUGUUACACACAGACAUACAAAGCAUCAUGCCCUCUGCUAGCGUCUGUACAUGUUGCACACAGACAUCAUGCUGCCCCUCUGCUGGGGAAUGUACACACACAUACACAUAUACACAUACACACACAGAGCAUCAGGCCCCUCUGUUGGGGACUGUACGUGUUGCACACAUACAGACACACAAACACACACACGCAUUCUCUCUCUCUAUCUGUCUCACACACACACAUUCAGACACGCACACGCGCGCGCACACACAGUCUGUCACAGCUCCAGAGAAGCCACUUUCUCUUUAUUGUACAUGCCACAGUCCCAGUAGCUCAAUCCUUGAGUGAGCAGAGCUCCUGAUACUCCAGUUUAUGUCAGUCAGUCAGGGCUCCCUGAUGGGGCCAGAUUAACAGCCCCGAUCAGGGAAUUCCUGUUCGCAGAGGUCCACCUGGCUGACCUUGAUCCAAUGAUUACACUCGGCAUGUCUUUCUUCAUCGAAUAACUGUUGUUUUGUUGUAAAAACUUCAUUAAAGAGGGCUGGGUAUUUGAGCUCUUUGCUUUCAAUCUGA